This is a messenger RNA of Macroventuria anomochaeta, 414 nucleotides long. RefSeq lists its product as uncharacterized. Lineage: Eukaryota; Fungi; Ascomycota; Dothideomycetes; Pleosporales; Didymellaceae. The transcript has a single exon. The coding region runs from base 1 to 414 and encodes 137 amino acids. The record is from RefSeq and is a predicted model, not a curated record.
AUGCUUGCUAUCGAUUUCUUCAGUCCCUUUGUUUGUCAGACUGUUGUGUAUCUGGACCAUCUAAAGCUCCCAUACCCCCACGCUGUCAGGGUGGCCUUGACGUGCUUUUUCGGCCCAGACUAUCGGCCAUCUUCGUUUGACGAGGUCUUCAGGGAAUGCUUCCUACCCCUCCAUCUUUAUAUGAUCAAACACCACAUCUCAAUAUUUUACGUGGUUGUUGGUCUCCACGGAUGCGAGGAAACCGAGACCAAGACGAAUCUGGGUUUCUUGCAGAAUCUAAUGGAGAGCGGUGGCGCAAAAGUCUUCAUCUCUGGUCGCGAAAGUCUGGGCGUUGCAAGCUACAUCAAACCUGUAGUCAAGAUCACCGUCUCUAAGGAAGAUACGCGCGAUGACAUCCGCAUUUUUAUCAACUAG